Oncorhynchus kisutch (coho salmon) is the source of this 4942-nucleotide messenger RNA. RefSeq names its product serine/threonine-protein phosphatase 6 regulatory ankyrin repeat subunit C. Bases 187 to 3417 code for a protein of 1076 amino acids. NCBI's taxonomy places the organism in Eukaryota, Metazoa, Chordata, Actinopteri, Salmoniformes, Salmonidae. Gene Ontology annotation, molecular function: protein binding. The record is from RefSeq and is a predicted model, not a curated record. The transcript has 26 exons.
CGUGGAACUGCGCAUGUGCGUGAUAGCAGAACUAACUAACAAACAAACAUCAAGCAGAGACGGACAGCAAACACAGAUCACGAACUUUCGUAUUAAUAACUAACUAUCUACAUGAGUUAACUAUCGUUUAAUAUACCUUGCAGUUCCACUCUAAUGAAGGAGCUCCGUCCUGGCUGACUUUGGGAGAUGGGAGUACACAAUAUUACAGACCAGCUUCCACUGGUCCAAGCAGUUUUUAAUCGAAAUGCCGAUGAAAUUCAACUACUAUUGCACAACAAGAAAGAGGACGUCAAUGCACUGGACCAAGAGCGCCGUACAGCACUACAUGCUGCUGCCUGUUUGGGGGAUGUUCAUAUAAUGGACCUCCUCAUCAAUGCAGGUGCAAAUGUAAAUGCUAAGGACCAUGUGUGGUUAACUCCAUUGCACAGAGCUGCUGCCUCCCGGAAUGAAAGGGCAGUGGGGCUACUUCUGCGGCAGGGAGCAGAGGCCAAUGCACGAGACAAGUUCUGGCAGACUCCACUGCAUGUUGCAGCUGCCAAUAGAGCCACGCGCUGUGCAGAGGCCCUGCUCCCCCAGCUGAGCAAUCUGAACAUGGCAGACCGCACUGGCAGAACCGCCUUGCACCACGCUGCUCAGAGCGGAUACAUGGAGAUGGUGAAGUUGCUGCUGAAUAAAGGGGCCAACUUGAGUACCAAUGAUAAGAGAGAGAGACAGCCUAUCCACUGGGCAGCGUACUUAGGGCAUCUGGAGGUGUUGAAGCUGCUAGUGUCUCGGAGUGCAGACAAGGGCUGCAAGGACAAGCAGGGCUACACCCCUCUCCAUGCUGCCGCUGCCAGCGGACACAUUGACAUAGUCAAGUACCUACUGAGGCUCGGGGCUGAGCUGGAUGAGCCCAAUGCCUUUGGGAACACUGCUCUGCAUGUGGCCUGCUACACAGGCCAAGAGGCUGUGGCCAAUGAGCUGGUGAACCAAGGAGCUAACGUCAACCAGCCCAACAGGAGUGGCUAUACCCCACUGCACCUGGCCGCUGUGUCCACCAACGGGGCCCUCUGCCUGGAGCUGCUGGUCAACAAUGGGGCCGACGUCAACCAGCAGAGUAAUGCAGGGAAGAGCCCCCUGCACAUGGCAGCCAUUCAUGGACGCUUCACACGCUCUCAGAUCCUCAUCCAAAACGGUGGAGAGAUUGACAGUGUGGAUAAAUAUGGCAAUACCCCCCUCCAUGUUGCUGCUAAGUACGGCCAUGAACUACUGAUCAGUACUCUGAUGACCAACGGUGCAGAUACAGCCAGACAAGGGAUUCAUGGGAUGUUCCCGCUGCACCUGGCUGUGCUCUAUGGGUUUUCAGACUGUUGUCGCAAGCUACUCUCCUCAGGUCAGCUGUACAGUAUUGUUUCAUCUAUGAGUAAGGAGCACGUACUAUCAGCCGGGUUUGACAUAAACACUCCAGACAACUUUGGAAGGACCUGUCUACAUGCUGCUGCUUCUGGAGGAAACGUUGAAUGUCUCAACUUGCUCUUAAGCAGUGGUACUGACUUGAAUCAGAGGGACCAAUCGGGAAGGACUCCGUUGCACUAUGCAGCUGCUAAUGGGAGGUACCAAUGCACUGUGACCCUAGUGAGUGCUGGCGCUGAGGUCAAUGAGCCAGACCGUACAGGCUGCACUCCCCUGCACUACUCUGCUGCCUCCCAGGCCUUCUGCAGAAUGGACCGACAUUUCCCUGGGACUCUUCAGAGCGAGGAGGAUGGAGAUAAGGAGUCCUAUUUUUGCUUGGAGCAUCUGUUGGACAACGGUGCAGACCCAUCCCUGGUCAACUCUAAAGGUUACAGUGCUGUUCAUUAUGCUGCUUCCCACGGCAACAAGCAGAACCUGGAACUGCUCCUGGAAAUGUCCUUUAAUGCCCUAGGAGACAUUGAGAGCAGUAUUCCAGUGAGUCCGUUGCAUUUAGCUGCUGAUAAUGGCCACUGGCAGGCGCUGAGUGUGCUGACAGAGACUGCUGCCUACGUAGAUGUGCAAGAUGCCUCGGGCCGCUCUGUGCUCUACUUGGCUUCCCAGAGAGGUUACGCCCGCUGUGUAGAGGUCCUGCUAGCCCAGGGGGCCUCCUGCCUCCUCAACGAGAACAGACACAUGUGGACCCCUCUACACGUCGCAGCUGCCAACGGCCACACGGAAUGUCUCCACAUGCUGGUGGAAAGCGGGGAGGAGGCAGACCUUACCAACGUCACAGACACACAGGGACAGACCCCUCUGAUGCUGGCCGUGCUAGGUGGCCAUACAGACUGUGUCCACCUGCUGUUGGAGAAGGGGGCCUGGCCUGACGCCAAGGACAAGGGGGGCAGCACAGCCUUGCACAGAGGGGCGGUGGUGGGCCGUGAGGACUGUGUGACAGCCCUGCUGGAUCACGAGGCAUCUGCCCUGUGUCGGGACGGCCAGGGUCGUACCCCCCUGCAUUACGCUGCCUCCCACCGCUACACUGACAUCCUGGCCAGUCUGCUGCGUGCCGCCACACGCUCCGAUCCUCUGGACUCCCUAUUGGACCACGAAGAGUACACGCCAUCACACUGGGCCGCCUACCAAGGGCAUGAAGGCUGUUUGGAGGUUUUACUUGAACACAAAACAUGUAGUAGCCAAGAGGGAAACCGCUUUACCCCAUUGCACUGUGCUCUAAUGAAUGGCCGUAGUGGAGCUGCAGAGAUGCUGUUGGAAUCUGCUGGUGUACAGAUGGUUAACACCAGGGAUACUAAAGGAAGGACCCCACUUCAUGCCGCAGCGUGCGCCGAGGAUGUGUCGGGGCUGCAGCUGGUCCUACGCCACGGCGCUGAGAUCAACGCCGUGGACCACACCGGGCGCUCUGCUCUCAUGGUUGCUGCUGACAACGGACAGAGUGGCACCGUGGCCAUCCUCCUGCAACGGGCCAAGGCUGACCUGACACUGCUGGACGACAAUGGAAACACUGCCCUGCAUCUGGCCUGCAGCAAGGCUCAUGAGAUGUGUGCCCUGCUGAUUCUGGGGGAGAUCCAUAACGCUACCCUCGUCAAUGCAACCAACGCUGCACUGCAAAUGCCCCUGCAUCUAGCAGCACGCAACGGUAUGGCCACUGUGGUCCAGGCACUGCUGAGUCGAGGAGCCACAGUGCUGGCAGUGGAUGAGGAGGGCCACACUCCAGCCCUGGCCUGCGCCCCCAACAAGGACGUGGCUGACUGCCUGGCUCUGAUCCUCUCUACCAUGAAACCUUUCCCACCUCUGGACCCUUCCUCGUGCUCCUGCUCCUCUUCCUCCUGCCCCUGCACCUCCAUCUCUGUCUCCUCCAUAUCUGUCUCCUCCUCCAUCUCCCCUGGUCUCAACCUACUGAAGCACUGCGGCAUCACCGCAGCCUGCACACCCCUGCCCAACGGAAGCCUUCACCAUCACCACGGCUAAGUCAAAGACCACCAUGGCGCCGCCAUCGGCCUGGACGGGUGCCUUUCUGAGUGAGGUCAUCCUACACCUACAAUCUGACACCACUACAACCACCACCACAGGGUGACUCCCUUGAGUACACCCACCUACACGCCUGUGCGUAUGUGUGCGCGUAUGGUCUUCUCCUGAAGUGCAGUCAAACCUAUAUGCAAAUAGAGCCCACAGCAUCUAUCUCAGCUCUGUAAUAGUUAGUGCUUAACACAGAGAGACUGAUCUCUCUUUCUGUAAUGUCACUGGAAUACUGCUGUUUGUCCCUAAAUGGUUGCUAAUAACCAACCACAAAAAUCAUCUAAAUAAUCAAUCCCUUUAAAAAAUGUCCCGCAAAUAGGUACUUGUCAGCACGGAAAAAUGACUGACAGCUUAAAGGACUUUUUAUUUUCCUUUUUGUGUUUGUUUGUAGUCUCUUGUUUAGUCACUUCUCAUUAUCAUUCAGUAUUUAAUAUUAUAUCAGAAACUAGGACUAGUAGUGGUGGCCUUGAAUAGGAAUGCACAGCCUUCCCCAAAGGAGAAUGAUCAAACGGGUUAAAGUAGGGUAGAGGACUUGAUGAAGGAACCAUACAGAAGAAAGUCCUGCCCAAGAGUGCAAUGCUAAAAUAUAUCUAUUCUGACUUUUUUUUUUAUGAUUAUAAUAUGUACCUUGUGUAGUAGCCUAUAUUUAAACUUUUAGCCUAAAAUAGUUUGUCAAUUUCAUAGAGCUGCUAAAGUUUGAAAAAUGUAUAUGUAAGCAUGUCUCCUUGCAAAGGAGUACAGUGCUCGGGUUGGGAUUUUAGCAUCAAUUUAUUCUCAAUGCUGAAGUAUUGUCUACAACACAGUUUUGUGUUUACUAAGCUAGAAUGUGGUUCAAAGCAUAUCAGUUAUGACCAAAGGUGAUCAUCACUACUAUGGCAAAACAAAAAUAUUUAUUUGAGAUGUACUGUAUAGAGAAAGACGAUAGAUCGAUCUUGAGAUACCUCGAUAAAUAAUUUUGCAGCUGCUGAACGUUUAGUUAGACAGGGAGAGUAGUAGCAAUGAGGCCUUGGUAAUUUAGUUUGCCUUUGGGAGCGGGCUCGCCCCAUUGCACCUCAGUGAAGCCUCUUGUAUUGUGAGCACUUUCUCUUGUAUUCUGAGAUUACUGCUCAGUCAUUUUACCAGCCAUUUCAAUUGAUUUCUCUUUUUUUUUCUUAUCAUUCUCAAAAGACUUUGGUACAUUGAAUGGGAUUAUUUCCCCAAAUUUGGCCUUGUUCAAUCUGAAAUUGAAUUUAUACUGAACAAAAAUAUAAAUCGAACAUGCAACAAUUUCAAAGAUUUUACUGAGGUCAUAUAAAUUCAUAUUUUACAAUUCAUAUAAGGAAAUCCGUCAAUUUAAAUCAAUUCAUUAGGCCCCGAUCUGUGGAUUUCAUGACUGGGUGUACAGAUCCAGAGCAUCCCAAACAUGUUCAAUGGGUGACAUGUCUAGUGAGUAUGCAGGUCAUGGAAGAACUGGGACAUUUUGCAGCUUCCAGGAAUU